Molecule: messenger RNA, 258 nt
Organism: Parathielavia appendiculata
Lineage: Eukaryota; Fungi; Ascomycota; Sordariomycetes; Sordariales; Chaetomiaceae
Exons: 1
Source: RefSeq, a predicted model, not a curated record
GGCACGCUGUGGACCGACCCCUGUGGCACGCCACAGUACACCUUCAUCGACUACGGCUCAACAGCGUCGUACGUGCCGUUCAUAGGGUGCGUCGACAGCCGGCUUGAGUGCUGUCCAUUUACGCCCGUGACAACCACCGUGGGCGCCGCCGGGACCUCCACACGCAUCUGCCCACAAUCACGAGACGCCAAGGACGCGGUUGUAAAGAGCUGUCCCGCCGACUAUUACUCAGUCGCUGGGGGUUGCUGUCCCAAGUAA